Messenger RNA from Fukomys damarensis (Damara mole-rat), 1552 nucleotides. It is a transcript of the gene Cadm3, whose product is annotated as cell adhesion molecule 3. Gene Ontology annotation, cellular component: presynaptic membrane. Lineage: Eukaryota; Metazoa; Chordata; Mammalia; Rodentia; Bathyergidae. The coding region runs from base 1 to 1449 and encodes 482 amino acids. Gene Ontology annotation, biological process: homophilic cell-cell adhesion. The record is from RefSeq and is a predicted model, not a curated record. The transcript has 11 exons.
AUGUUCCGGUUGGUGAGGCGGGCGGGGGCGACCCGAGGCGGAGGCUCCGGUUGGGAGUGGGCGGGAGAGCCCGUCGGCUUUGUUUGGCACCGGGGGUUAAAGUCGCCAGCUGCUGGAACACCCAGUGUCUGUCUCAGAGCAUCUCUGUCUGAGGACCGCGGGGUGUGCCGGCGUGUGCACCCUCCUGUGUACCCCGUCGAGCGUGUCUGCGUGUGCCCGGGGUCUGGAUCCCGGGGCCGAGGCUACUGGCAGGAGCAGGAUUUGGAGCUGGGAACUCUGGCUCCACUGGACGAGGCCAUCAGCUCCACAGUCUGGAGCAGCCCUGACCUGCUGGCCAGUCAAGAUAGCCAGCCCUGGACAUCCGACGAGACUGUGGUGGCCGGCGGCACUGUGGUGCUCAAGUGCCAGGUGAAAGAUCAUGAGGAGUCAUCCCUGCAAUGGUCUAACCCUGCCCAGCAGACUCUGUACUUUGGGGAAAAGAGAGCUCUCAGAGACAAUCGGAUCCAGCUGGUCAGAUCCACGCCUCAUGAGCUCAGCAUCAGCAUCAGCAACGUGGCCCUGGCGGAUGAGGGCGAGUACACCUGCUCCAUCUUCACUAUGCCUGUGCGGACCGCCAAGUCACUCGUCACUGUGCUCGGAAUCCCACAGAAGCCUAUCAUCACUGGCUACAAAUCAUCAUUACGGGAAAAGGAUACAGCCACCCUGAACUGCCAGUCUUCUGGGAGUAAACCUGCAGCCCAUCUCACCUGGAGGAAGGGUGACCAGGAACUCCGUGGAGAACAAAAAGUACAGGAAGAUCCCAAUGGGAAAACCUUCACUGUGAGCAGCUCAGUGACAUUCCAGGUGACCCGAGAGGACGAUGGAGCAAACAUUGUGUGCUCUGUGAACCAUGAAUCUCUAAAGGGAGCUGACAGAUCCACUUCUCAACGCAUUGAAGUGCUGUACACACCGACUGCAAUGAUUAGGCCGGACCCGCCACAUCCCCGAGAAGGCCAGAAGCUAUUGCUACACUGUGAGGGCCGCGGCAAUCCAGUGCCCCAGCAGUACCUGUGGGUGAAGGAAGGCAGUGAGCCACCCCUGAAGAUGACCCAGGACAGUGCCCUCAUCUUCCCCUUCCUCAACAAGAGUGACAGCGGCACCUACGGCUGCACAGCUACCAGCAACAUGGGCAGCUACACGGCCUACUUCACUCUCAAUGUGAACGACCCCAGUCCGGUGCCCUCAUCCUCCAGCACCUACCAUGCCAUAAUUGGCGGGAUCGUGGCGUUCAUCGUCUUCCUCCUGCUCAUCCUGCUCAUCUUCCUGGGACACUAUUUGAUCCGGCACAAAGGCACCUACCUGACACACGAGGCGAAAGGCUCCGAUGAUGCCCCGGAUGCUGACACAGCUAUCAUCAACGCAGAAGGCGGGCAGUCAGGCGGGGAUGACAAGAAGGAAUAUUUCAUCUAGGGGCAUCCGUCCACCUUGUGCGCCCCCCCGGGGCCCCGUGGGGACUGCCGGGGCCAUCAUCAACCCGGACUUGUACAGAGCGACCCCAGGGCCGCCCCUCCCG